AAACACUGACGCGUCGCCCAUCACGUCGAAGUAUAAUCUCUUCUCUAAACGUUCAUCAAUGGGUAACGCUGCUUCAGGACUCACUCCACCAGGGGGUCAGGGAAAUCAAAACCCAAAUGACAAGGACAAGAAGGAACAGCAGAAAAAGAAAUGGGAACCGCCUCUCCCUACUCGAGUUGGAAAGAAAAAGAGACGAGGUCCUUCUGCAGCUUCUAAGCUUCCACCAGUCUAUCCUACCACACGUUGCCGGCUUCGACUGUACAAACAGGAGCGAAUAAAGGACUAUCUGCUACUCGAGGAGGAAUUCAUACAGAAUCAGGAGCGUGUCAAACCCGAGACCUCACUUGAGGAGAAGAAUGAAGAAGAUCGCUCAAAGGUGGAUGAUCUCCGAGGAAGUCCUAUGGCAGUCGGAACGAUGGAAGAAAUUAUCGACGACGACCAUGCUAUCAUUAGCACUGCGUCUGGCCCCGAAUUUUACGUGUCUAUAAUGUCUUACGUCGAUAAAGAUCUUCUAGAGCCUGGCUGCCAAGUCUUACUCCAUCACAAGACACAAUCUAUCGUCGGUGUUCUGCAGGAUGACGCAGACCCCAUGGUCAGCGUAAUGAAGCUCGACAAGGCACCGACCGAGAGUUAUGCUGAUAUCGGUGGACUGGAAACUCAGAUACAGGAAAUCAAAGAAUCUGUAGAGCUACCUCUAACGCAUCCCGAGUUGUAUGAGGAAAUGGGAAUCAAACCUCCCAAAGGUGUUAUUCUCUACGGAGUUCCCGGUACUGGAAAAACUCUUCUUGCCAAAGCCGUCGCCAAUCAAACAUCUGCUACCUUCCUACGUAUCGUCGGAUCUGAGCUCAUCCAGAAAUACCUUGGAGAUGGUCCCAAACUUGUACGCGAGCUGUUCCGUGUGGCGGAGGAACACGCACCAAGUAUUAUCUUCAUAGAUGAAAUCGACGCGGUAGGAACGAAACGUUACGACUCUACAUCUGGUGGAGAACGUGAAAUCCAACGGACCAUGUUGGAGCUUCUAAAUCAGCUAGAUGGAUUCGAUACGCGUGGAGAUGUGAAGGUCAUCAUGGCUACAAAUAGGAUUGAAACGUUGGAUCCUGCUCUUAUUCGCCCUGGACGUAUUGACCGUAAGAUCGAAUUUCCUCUGCCCGACGUGAAGACCAAGAGACAUAUCUUCAAGCUUCAUACUUCGCGUAUGAGUCUGGCCGAGGACGUGGAUCUUGAGGAGUUCGUCAUGACCAAGGAUGACUUGUCCGGUGCAGAUAUCAAAGCGGUAUGCACAGAGGCCGGACUACUUGCGUUGAGAGAAAGACGGAUGAGAGUCACGAAGGCCGACUUCAGUUCCGCGAGAGAAAAGGUACUAUACAGGAAGAACGAAGGUACUCCGGAAGGGCUUUACCUGUAAUGAUGGUUGUUAUCGAGCCGCUAUCUCGCUUUUUCGCUUCUGUACGAUAUAGAAAUCAUCAUACGAUAACAUUAGCGCUACCAACCCAUAGGUGCUUCCACUACUGUUGUUGCUGUUGUCUAUUUCGGCACAGUUCAGUGUAGACGAUCC
Messenger RNA from Lentinula edodes (shiitake mushroom), 1555 nucleotides. Its product is annotated as P-loop containing nucleoside triphosphate hydrolase protein. The record is from RefSeq and is a predicted model, not a curated record. Gene Ontology annotation, cellular component: proteasome regulatory particle, base subcomplex. NCBI's taxonomy places the organism in Eukaryota, Fungi, Basidiomycota, Agaricomycetes, Agaricales, Omphalotaceae. The transcript has 6 exons. Gene Ontology annotation, molecular function: proteasome-activating activity; ATP binding; ATP hydrolysis activity. Bases 59 to 1405 code for a protein of 448 amino acids. Gene Ontology annotation, biological process: proteasome-mediated ubiquitin-dependent protein catabolic process.